UUUUUGUUGUUUUUGAAUUAAUUGUGUUUGUGAAUGUGAUAAUUUGACAGCCACGUCACCGUGAAAGCGUAUGUGGCGUGAUUAAUUAACAAGACGCUUCAAUGAGUAGCAAAAAUCCAACGAGAAAUCAACACCUCUGACUUUCAGUUUCUCAAUAGAAAUCUCUCUCUCUCUCUCUCUCUCUCAAGAGAUUCAAAUGAAGUUGGCCUUACUAAGCAGCUUUGGCAGCAACUCCAGCUGCUCUCGCUUCAUACCAGUUUCGAGUUUCAAUCGUCUACCCAUCAAUUGUCAUGAUAUUCAUGAUAAGCAGCAGUCCUUAAACCUGAAGCGUCGCCAUGAUAAUGGAGAAAUUGUUAGUAGCAUUUCAUUGUCCAAGACUACCAGUAUUGAUUUUACUAGUGCCCUCAUAAAUUCAUUUGCAGCUGCAGCUUUCAUUGCAACGCCUUUAGCAAGUGCUUCAACUAUAGAAACUAUCGCGGAAAUACCUGAUUCCAUAUAUACUCUUGCUGAUGGGAGCUCUGGAGAUUGGCUUUCUGGCCUCCUAUUUUCAGCUAGUCAAGAUGCUAAUGCAGCAGUGCAGGACCAGUUGACAUCCUUCAGUUUUACUAGUUUGGUAGUCAUUUUUGGUGCUGGGCUUGUAACUAGCCUUUCUCCAUGCACACUGAGUGUGUUGCCCCUUACCCUUGGUUAUAUAGGGGCAUUUGGCUCUGGAAAGAGUAAAACAGAGGUUAUUGGGAAUUCCGUCUCAUUUGCCAUGGGAUUGGCAACAACGUUGGCCCUACUGGGUGUAGCAGCCUCAUUUGCAGGAAAGGCGUAUGGCCAAAUUGGGCAGGGUCUGCCUGUGGCUGCUUCUUCUUUGGCUAUCAUCAUGGGUUUAAAUCUCUUGGAGGUAUUUGAAUUACAGCUUCCUUCUUUUUUCAACAACUUUGAUCCUCGUGCAGCUGCUGCUAAUUUUCCUUCAAGUGUCCAGGCGUACUUGGCUGGACUUACAUUUGCAUUAGCUGCAUCACCCUGCAGUACUCCAGUGCUUGCUACGUUGCUUGGGUAUGUCGCCUCGACCAGGGAUCCAGUGGUUGGAGGUAGUCUACUACUGACAUACACAACUGGCUAUGUUGCUCCUCUUCUUCUUGCUGCUUCCUUUGCUGGAGUAUUGCAGAGCCUGCUUUCAUUCCGCAAGUUCUCAGCAUGGAUCAACCCUAUGAGUGGCGCCCUCCUCCUUGGUGGCGGGUUGUACACACUGUUGGAUAGGCUGUUCCCAGUUACAAUGGUGAUGUGAGUAAGUAGACUACAUAGCAGAAACCAGACUCUUCUACUCUAAAUGAAGCAACUUGGGUUUCUUGGUAGUUUCGUGUGCAAAAGCAGAAAAGCCAUUGUGGUGAAUGCAUACAAGUGAUGUGGAACUAACAAUAGUAUAUUCAUAUUGGAAAGCUGGGGUCAUUUUAUUUCUACUAAGAAAUGUGUAAUAACCGAAAAAUAGUUUGUUGAUGGCCGAAUCUCUAUGUCUUUAUAUGUAAAAAAUUAAUUCAAUUGCCAAUGAGGCUUAGCUCAAGUGACAAAGUUGAAGCAUCCAAA
Molecule: messenger RNA, 1572 nt
Organism: Salvia miltiorrhiza (redroot sage)
Lineage: Eukaryota; Viridiplantae; Streptophyta; Magnoliopsida; Lamiales; Lamiaceae
Product: cytochrome c-type biogenesis ccda-like chloroplastic protein
Exons: 12
Coding region: 197-1276 (359 amino acids)
Biological process (GO): cytochrome complex assembly
Cellular component (GO): membrane
Source: RefSeq, a predicted model, not a curated record